Molecule: messenger RNA, 1017 nt
Organism: Hippopotamus amphibius kiboko
Lineage: Eukaryota; Metazoa; Chordata; Mammalia; Artiodactyla; Hippopotamidae
Product: olfactory receptor 7G2-like
Exons: 2
Coding region: 1-1017 (338 amino acids)
Biological process (GO): G protein-coupled receptor signaling pathway
Cellular component (GO): membrane
Molecular function (GO): olfactory receptor activity; G protein-coupled receptor activity
Source: RefSeq, a predicted model, not a curated record
AUGGUGAAGGAGGAGGAUGAAGUGUGUGAAUUUGAUAGUGUUGACUGGGAAUCAGGAAACCAAACAGAUGUUUCAGAUUUCCUUCUCCUGGGACUGUCAGAAGAUCCAGAACUCCAGCUUCUCCUCUUCAUCCUGUUCCUGUCCGUAUACAUCAUCACUGUUCUUGGAAACCUGCUUGUCAUCCUGGCUGUCAGCUCCAACUCCCACCUCUACACUCCCAUGUAUUACUUUCUCUCAAAUCUGUCCUUUGCUGACAUCUGUUUAAGCACAACCACGAUCCCAAAGAUGCUGGUAAAUAUCCAAGCACAGAAUCAGAGCAUCACUUAUGCAAGCUGCCUCACCCAGAUCUGCUUUGUCCAGUUAUUCACCUGUUUGGAAAAUUUUCUUCUUGCUGUUAUGGCCUGUGAUCGCUAUGUGGCCAUUUGUCACCCCCUGCGGUACAUGAUUAUCAUGAACCCUCAUCUCUGUGUUCUGCUGGUUCUACUCUCUCUGCUCUUUAGCAUUGUGAAUGCCCUGCUUCACAGUCUGAUGGCAUUGAGGCUGUCCUUCUGCAGAGACCUGGAAAUCCCUCACUCAUUCUGUGAACUUGCUCAGGUCAUCAAGCUGGCCUGUUCUGAUACUCUUAUCAACAACAUCUUGAUAUAUUUUGCAGGUAGCUUAUUUGGGAGUGUUUCUGUCUCUGGGAUCAUUUUCUCAUAUAUUCAAAUUGUCUCCUCUGUUUUGAGAAUGCCAUCAAUGAGUAGAAAAUAUAAGGCUUUUUCCACCUGUGGGUCUCACCUCUCAGUUGUAUCCUUAUUCUAUGGGACAGCUCUUGGGGUUUACAUUAGUUCCGCAGUUACUGAGUCUUCCAGAAAAAUUGCAGUGACCUCAAUAAUGUACACUGUGGUCCCUCAAAUGGUGAACCCAUUUAUCUACAGCCUUAGAAACAGAGAUAUGAAGGACUCUUUGAGGAAAUUCAUGGGUAGGUUGCCUUUUUUCUCUGUGAUUGCAUCAUCUUUUAGGGGCUUAGUUUUCUAG